Suillus fuscotomentosus is the source of this 636-nucleotide messenger RNA. RefSeq lists its product as uncharacterized. The record is from RefSeq and is a predicted model, not a curated record. NCBI's taxonomy places the organism in Eukaryota, Fungi, Basidiomycota, Agaricomycetes, Boletales, Suillaceae. The transcript is spliced from 5 exons. Bases 1 to 636 code for a protein of 211 amino acids.
AUGCUGGAGAGUUGUGUUGUGGAUGCAACCAGCGCUGUUCCAUUGUUCAGGCAUUGGCCAAACCGUCAUAUGGCAAUGACGGCAGUUGAACACAUGGAUCUAAGGUGUGACAACUGUGCCAACACACAGCAGGAGUGCAUAGCUCGGCCGGGCAAGGCCUGCCUCGCCUGCAAGGAACGAUGCAGCCACGUAAUGAAAGAUGCUGAUAUGUCGGACUCAGCAUCUCAUCAUUCAGACUACUUGGCAGAAAUUGUGAUGUUGGAUGAGCAGCCAGAUGAAUGGAGGGAAUUCCCACGCAAGAAACAGGCACGCGAGGUAGAACCAAACAGGGAAAGAAUAUUGUCAGGAUUGCCGCAAUCCAACAUUCACACAAUUUUCAUCACCACAUGCGACAGUUGCAGUGCCAUGGGCCUGGAAGAGGAGUGCUUUAUUGAACCAUCAAACACCGAUGUCACUGCGGUACAAACAAAGAAACACCAGCUAAAAGUUGUUGACCUAUCUGACUCUGUGUCGGACGAGGUUGAAAUAGUGGAUGAAGCAAACUUCAAGAGAGCUAGACACGCAAAUGACCAUAUGCAGCACAGGAAGGAAGCAAACGUGGCAAAUCGAGAGCACCGGUUUUUUGGAGCGUGUUAA